This is a messenger RNA of Sphaerulina musiva SO2202, 3036 nucleotides long. Its product is annotated as Hexokinase_1-domain-containing protein. Lineage: Eukaryota; Fungi; Ascomycota; Dothideomycetes; Mycosphaerellales; Mycosphaerellaceae. Gene Ontology annotation, molecular function: D-glucose binding; fructokinase activity; ATP binding. Gene Ontology annotation, cellular component: mitochondrion; cytosol. The record is from RefSeq and is a predicted model, not a curated record. The transcript is spliced from 5 exons. Gene Ontology annotation, biological process: glucose 6-phosphate metabolic process; intracellular glucose homeostasis; glycolytic process. Bases 233 to 2662 code for a protein of 809 amino acids.
GUACGCACUGAUCACUCACAUCGCAAACAAACAAUCUGACCUCUCAAUUUCGUCUUCUGAACCAUCCAAUCCGAGCGUGAGAAGCAGUGAAACACUGCCCCCUUUCGAAACUCUCUCUCUCUAUCCCCAGGCCUGCCACUACUGCGCAUUACCUCCUACAGGCCUUGUCUCUCUCUCACGUCUCACGUACUCGAGUCUAUAAAGUCUAGACCCUUCUCCGUCGAAGAGGAAAAUGUCUUCACAUCAAUCACAAACAACGACGCACUCGACAACAUUAGCCAAACGCCAGCAAGAACAAGAACUAUCUCAAUCUCAAUCUCAGUCCCAAUCCCAAUCCAAAUCCCAACCACACCAACAAGAUGUUCUUCAACGGGACGACAACGACUAUGUUAUCGAAGAGCAAGAGCAGUCGGCAAAAGCAAGCGCUUCGGCGGGAAUCAAUCUCAACAUAUUCGGAGCGAUCGCAGGGGCAUUCUCAUCCAAGUCAAGCAACAACAACAACAUCAAGUCGGAAACGCAGCCAGACCACCACGUCGACGAAAUCGAACGGAGCGAGCAGCGAGAGGAAUCCGCGAAGAUGAAAGGAGCUGGAGCAGCUAACGCAAAUGGAGCUGUGGCGGGCCAAGCGGAACAGUUUGCGAAACAUGGGAAAGUUGGAUACAACCCGUCCCGCCCUUCAGAGGCCUUCCGCCGCAGCCUCUCAACCAAGCCUGCUCCCUCACCGCCCCCGACCGCUGUAAAGGACGACGACCUUCCCUUCCUGCUCGAGCUUCGAGGCCAGCGUCCGCUCCUAGCUCGUCUACGGUCCAAAGCUCGUGAGCCAGCGACCCUUCUCACCCUCUUGGCCAUUGCCUUGAUCCUUCUCGUCCAACUCAGCCUCCCCCGGGACUUCUUCCUGUUCCGUCCUCGCGAUCCUCCGCAACCACCGCCGACCUGUCCGUCGCCCAACGCAUUUGUCCAAGAGCUCUAUUGUAGAGCUCCUCCGCACGUUCCGGGAACUUUAUACGGCAAGAGUUCGUCCAGCAUGGCAUUGGCUGCCGCAGCAGAGCGGGUGGCCGCAGAGUUCGAGUACAGCAAGGAAGAUGUGAACAAGGGCGUUCAUGAGUUCAUCCGUCAGAUGGACGAAGGGCUGGCCAAGUCGGGAGCCACCAUGAGCCAAAUCCCAACCUAUGUGACUGCUGUGCCCAAUGGGACGGAGAAGGGACUGUACAUGGCUGUGGAUCUGGGAGGCACGAAUUUCCGAGUCUGUUCGAUACAGCUACAUGGCAACAGCACCUUCAGCCUCACGCAGAGUAAAGUGAAGAUUCCCUCAGAGUUGAUGGUUGCCAAGACGAGCCACGAAUUGUUUGGUUUUCUGGCAAAGCAAAUCGAGCUGUUCCUCCAGACACAUCACGAAGAACAUUAUACCAGUCAUAAAGAGAAAAAGGGCACUUCUGAGCAAGAUGUCUUCAGUCUCGGCUUCACUUUUUCCUUCCCCGUGCAGCAGUUUGGCAUCAACAAGGGUACGCUGAUUCGAUGGACCAAGGGCUUUGAUAUCCACGAUACCAUCGGCAAGGACGUGUGCGCUCUACUGCAGGCGGAGAUUGAUGCGUUGGGGUUGCCGGUACGGGUCGCUGCAUUGGUCAACGAUACUGUUGGAACACUCAUGGCACGAUCGUACACGUCCCCAGGCAAGACAGGCACCCUCCUCGGUGCCAUCUUCGGAACGGGAACGAAUGGAGCAUAUGUGGAAAAGCUGGACAAGGUCACCAAGCUGUCGAACAUGAGCGCCAAGGAAGCUGGCGAAAUCGACAAGUCGACGGGGGAGAUGAUCAUCAACACGGAAUGGGGCAGCUUCGAUAAUGAGCUUUCUGUCCUGCCUCAAACUCCGUACGAUGCAGACCUGGAUCUGGAAUCUGUCAAUCCCGGAAUCCAAAUGUUUGAGAAGCGAGUGUCGGGCAUGUUUUUGGGCGAAAUCCUGCGACGAGCGCUGUUGUCCCUCCUUCGCGAUUUUGACGUACCACUCUUUGCGGAUGAGCACAGUAACCAGAAUGACAUCCACAGCACGACGAAUGUCGCUCCCGACUCCCCACUGUACAAGCAAUGGGGUCUCGAUUCCAGCUUCUUGUCCAUCACGACGGGAGAUAGCUCCAACGGGCUGAAGGUGACGCGCCAAACUCUGGAUCAGGAUUAUGGAGUUUCUGCUGCAUCCGCAGAAGAUGCUGAAGCGGUACGGCUCAUCGCUUCUGCUAUCGGAAAGCGUGCAGCGCGUCUCAGUGCAGUGGCGAUUGCAGCCAUCAUCAUUUCGACGGGUCGUCUACAAAACCCAACGGAUAUUGGUACCACGAACAAUGCCACCCUGGAAGUCAAUGAGAACGACAUUGUCGAUAUCGGUGUGGACGGGUCUCUCGUGGAGUUCUAUCCCCGCUUCGAAGAGUACAUCCGCGAAGCACUUCGUGAAGUUCCAGAGAUUGGUCCCCAAGGCGAAAGAAAGGUUCGAAUUGGCAUUGCCAAAGACGGAUCUGGUGUGGGCGCUGCAUUGAUCGCGCUGGUCGCUGAUCAAGCGUCAAAAGGCAACUAUCCUUCUUCUUCUUCUUCGUCUGUUCAAUCCAGUAGCGACGGCUCCAGCUUCUUCAGCCGAUUGCUUGAUAGCAUCAACCGCAAUGUUCGAUACAGGGUCUAGAAUACCUCGAAUCUCAUGCUGCAGAGAACCCUGGACAGGCGUCAUGAGGAGGAGGAGGAGGAGGAGACAGGGGAAAAAAGCUUUGCGAGCAACAGCCUCACACUUGCUCUCGCUGUGCAGCAGACUGGACAUCUCAUCAUGGUUGAUCAUGGCUCUCUGACUUUGGAACCGUGUGCGGAGUGCAGACCGACCGACCGACCGACUGAUGAUGAUGAUGGUGAUGACAUCGUGUGAUAUGUGUAUCUGUACAUAAACCUUUGUAUACUCUUUUCGUGGUACUACUGGGUACGCCGUAGCUGCUCGUGCCAACUAUGCAUGUACCUCCUAUUCUACGUUUAUAGCAUCGGAGUUUCUUCGGAGAGAGCUAUUCAUUC